Owenia fusiformis is the source of this 1990-nucleotide messenger RNA. NCBI's taxonomy places the organism in Eukaryota, Metazoa, Annelida, Polychaeta, Sabellida, Oweniidae. The record is from the annotation of a GenBank genome assembly.
CACCUCCUGGUGCGACACCGAAUGACUGUAUUAUCGUUGUUCCCCCUAUUCGAACACAGCACUGGCAGACCUUUACACUGUACUCUCACAGGGCUACAGAAUGCAACACCCUAGUAACUGCUCCACUGAACUUUAUGAGAUGAUGGUGCGUUGCUGGGACAAUCGUCCAAUGAACAGACCAACAUUUCAACAGAUACUUAUUGAGCUUGAAAUCAUGCUGACCAAGGAUAGAGAUUAUUUAGAGUUGGAUAACAUUGAUAUCCCCCUUGCUCAGAGCACCAGUAGCAGUCUUAAUGACCUUGAGGAAACAUUAAGUGACCUUGAAAAUGACAAUGUGCCUGGGUUGCCCCCGAAAAAGCAGUUGUUAAAACAGAAAACAUCAUCAGUUGGAUCACAUCAUUCUGUCUCAACAGAUCACGGGACAAUUACCAAGACCUUAGAAUUCACAAAGAGAAACAGUUUUCAUAAACAGGUAGCCGUAUCAAGUACAUGUAGUUCGGAAGAAAGAUAUAUGGCACACGUGGUGAAAGAGGAAUCAGUAACUGGGCCUGGGUCUCCAGGGCCCGGACCACCUAUCUAUGACUUCUGGGUUAUAUGUAAUGAGAAAUCGGAAAAUUCAAUUAAGAAUGCAACAUUCAUCGUAAAACGACUAGAGGAAAAUGGGCUCUGUGGAUAUUUCUCAAAGAGGGAUUCAACAACAAAAGAACCUUCUUUGAAUGAAAUUCCAGAUUCCAUUAAGAAAUGCAAAUACUACAUCGUGCUCUUUGAUGAAGAUUUCAAUGAUGACAACUACAACGUAUUCGCAUCCGAAACAAUUUUCCGACUUCUUGUUAAUACCGGAGAGCUACCAAGAUUCAUCCCCCUGGUGAUUGGUGUUGAAAGGCAACAGGUAGUGCCAAAUUACAUCCCGAAUUUCUGCCUUGAGUUUGAAAAAGAUCUGCCAAAUAACACCAAGCAGUUCAUGAGAUUGGAGAAUACACUGAAAGCGCCAGUCCCACAAACAACAUGGGGUUUUUAAUUUUGUUAGCCACCAAAAGGCAUAACUGAACUGGACACGACAAAAAAAAUUGCUUUGUUAUACUACUAUAGUAUAUUAUACUGAUUUUGCUUAAUCUCCUCCAAUGUCAAAUUAAGAACAAAAUAAUAAGAAAUGACCAACUGCUUCAACAUCAACAAAUAAAGUUCUAAACUUGGAACUGCAUUAGAAACCAAUCUUUCUGUUCAUAAAACCAAAAACUCUGGAUUUAAUAAAUAUUAAUCACUGUCGUAUAAAUAAUUUGGAAUAUGCUCUAUCUAUAAUUCUGCAAUCAAUUAAUCAAGAUGGAUUACUUCUCAUAGACUUACUACUUGAAAAGUUAAUUAACUCACCACAUGUAUUGCUUAAAUUCUACAUAAGAGUUGGGUAAUCACUGGAGCUGAAAAUAAUGGACAGAGUACCAAAUGCAUAUGAGGACAAAGGCGCACCAAUCCAGCAAUAGUUAUCAAUGGAUACACAAUGACUACAGACAGUUUUAAAAGCUAUUUUGGAAAGCUCACAGAUUGAAUACCUACCAUUACAUCAAAACAUUGUCAUAGUUGUUGAAUCAGUCAACAUAAGGCUGGACUUAAUGGUGUUCCCUCUGGCUGGGUGUUUUCGAAAUAAGUUCGAUCCUUGCAAUUUAAAAUUUCGACAAUGGCAUUUUUUUCCCCUGAUUUUACUACAUACCCUGGCUCAGACAGCUCUGUAUGGUUGAGAUAUCAGGUGAAUGACAUCAUGCCACUAAACCUUCUUUUAUUGUUUUUUAACUGGAAUCUUAUUUUUGCUCAAAUCUAAUUUGGAUGGAUUUUUGACCUGUCAUGGAAUUCUGUAGUUGUUGGGGUGAUAUAGAAAAGUUGAUUCAAAUAUGCAAUCAGUCUGUUCAAAAUGUAAUAGGGGUACAUCUAGGAAUCCUUAGGGGAGGGGGUUCAAAUUGACAAAUAUAAUUAAACCCCUUUUAUGGGACAUUUUCAA